AUGUCACUGAAAAAUGAGCCAAGAGUAAACACCUCUGCACUACAGAAAAUCGCUGCCGACAUGAGCAAUCUAAUAGAAAAUCUGGACACACGGGAGCUCCACUUUGAGGGAGAGGAGGUGGAUUUCGAUGUGUCCCCGGGCGAUCCCAAGACACGGGAAGUGUCUAUUCCUUUCUCUGCUAUUUAUAACACUCAAGGAUUCAAGGAGCCUAACAUACGGAUGUUUCUCUCUGGCUGUCCAAUAAAAGUGCAAGUUCUGGAAGUGGAACGGUUUGCAUCUGCAACAAGGGUACCAGGUAUGAAUCUUUACACUAUUGAGUUAACACAUGGAGAAUUUAAAUGGCAAGUUAAGAGGAAAUUCAAGCACUUUCAAGAAUUCCACAGAGAACUACUCAAGUACAAAGCCUUUAUCCGAAUCCCCAUUCCUACUAGAAGACACACAUCUAGAAGACAAAAUGUCAAAGGCGAGGAGCCUAGAGAGAUGCCGAGUUUGCCCCGUUCAUUUGAAAAUAGGAUUAGAGAAGAACAAUUCUUGGGUAGAAGGAAACAGCUGGAAGACUACUUGACAAAAUUACUAAAAAUGCCCAUGUAUAGAAACUAUCAUGCAACAACAGAAUUCCUUGAUAUAAGCCAGCUCUCCUUCAUCCAUGAUUUGGGACCAAAGGGCAUAGAAGGUAUGAUAAUGAAAAGAUCUGGAGGACACAGGAUUCCAGGCUUGAAUUGCUGUGGUCAGGGAAGAGCCUGCUACCGAUGGUCAAAAAGGUGGUUAAUAGUGAAAGAUUCCUUUUUACUGUACAUGAAACCAGAUAGUGGUGCUAUUGCGUUCGUCUUGCUGGUAGAUAAAGAAUUCAGAAUUAAGGUGGGGAAGAAGGAGACAGAGAUUAAAUAUGGACUCCGAAUUGAUAAUCUCUCAAGGACGCUUAUUUUAAAAUGCAACAGCUAUAGACAUGCUCGCUGGUGGGGGGGAGCUAUAGAAGAAUUCAUCCACAGACAUGGCGCCAACUUUCUCAAAGAUCAUCGGUUUGGGUCAUAUGCUGCUAUCCAAGAGCACACUUUAGCUAAAUGGUAUGUUAACGCCAAAGGAUAUUUUGAAGAUGUGGCAAACGCAAUGGAAGAGGCUAAGGAAGAGAUUUUUAUCACAGAUUGGUGGUUGAGUCCAGAAAUCUUCCUGAAACGCCCUGUGGUUGAAGGAAAUCGCUGGAGACUGGACUGUAUUCUCAAACGAAAAGCACAACAAGGGGUAAGGAUCUUCAUAAUGCUUUACAAAGAGGUGGAACUCGCUCUUGGAAUCAAUAGUGAAUACAGCAAGAAGACUUUAAUGCGCCUGCACCCCAACAUAAAGGUGAUGAGGCACCCAGACCAUGUGUCAUCUACCGUGUAUCUGUGGGCUCAUCAUGAGAAGCUUGUCAUUAUCGACCAGUCUGUGGCCUUCGUGGGUGGGAUUGACCUGGCCUAUGGAAGAUGGGAUGACGAUGAGCACAGACUUACAGAUGUGGGCAGCGUGAAGCGUGUCACUACAGGGCAGUCCCUUGUGUCCCUCACAGCUGAAACAGCAGAGUCUAUAGAAUCUAUGACCCUCAAAGAUAAAAGUGAAUCGAAUAAAAACCUGCCAAUCUUAAAGAGUGUUGACGACAUGGAUUCAAAAAUGAAAGGGAUAGGAAAGCCAAAAAAGUUCUCCAAAUUCAGCCUCUACAGGCAGCUCCACAGGCACCACCUGCAAAGUGCGGACAGCGUCAGCAGCAUUGACAGCACCUCCAGUUAUUUUAAUCACUGUAGAAGUCAUCAGAAUUUAAUCCAUGGUUUAAAACCCCACUUGAAACUCUUUCGCCAUUCCAGUGAAUCUGAGCAGGGACUCGUUAGACCUAACAUCGAUACGGGCUCCAUCCGCAGCCUACAGACAGGUGUGGGAGAACUGCAUGGGGAAACUAGAUUCUGGCACGGAAAGGACUACUGCAACUUUGUUUUCAAAGACUGGGUUCAACUUGACAAACCUUUUGCAGAUUUCAUUGACAGGUACUCCACUCCCCGGAUGCCGUGGCAUGACAUCGCCUCAGUGGUCCAUGGGAAGGCGGCUCGUGAUGUGGCACGUCAUUUCAUCCAGCGCUGGAACUUUACAAAGAUUAUGAAGCCAAAGUAUCGGUCUCUUUCAUACCCAUUUCUGCUUCCAAAAUCUCAAACAACAGCCCAAGAGUUGAAAUAUCAAGUGCCUGGGUCUGUACCUGCAAAAGUACAGUUGCUCCGCUCUGCUUCUGAUUGGUCUGCUGGUAUAAAGUACCAUGAAGAGUCCAUCCACGCUGCCUAUGUACAUGUGAUAGAGAACAGCAAGCACUAUAUCUACAUAGAAAAUCAGUUUUUCAUAAGCUGUGCUGAUGACAAAGUCGUUUUCAACAAGGUUGGUGAUGCCAUUGCCCAGAGGAUACUUAAAGCUCACAGGGAAGGCCAGAGAUACCGGGUGUAUAUUGUGAUACCACUUCUGCCAGGAUUUGAAGGAGACAUUUCAACCGGUGGAGGAAAUGCUCUACAAGCAAUAAUGCAUUUCAACUACAGAACCAUGUGCAGAGGAGAAAAUUCCAUCCUUGGACAGUUAAAAACAGAGCUUGGCAAUCAGUGGAUAAAUUACAUAUCAUUCUGUGGCCUUAGAACACAUGCAGAGCUUGAAGGAAACCUGGUCACUGAGCUUAUCUAUGUCCACAGCAAGUUGCUAAUUGCUGAUGACAACACUGUUAUUAUUGGAUCUGCCAAUAUAAAUGACCGAAGCAUGCUGGGAAAGCGUGACAGUGAAAUGGCUGUCAUUGUGCAGGACACGGAGACAGUCCCUUCAGUAAUGGAUGGAGAAGAGUACCAAGCUGGCCGGUUCGCCCAAGGACUCCGGCGACAGUGCUUUAGGGUUGUCCUUGGCUAUCUCUCUGACCUGAGUGAGGACAUUCAGGACCCAGUGAGUGACAAAUUCUUCAAGGAGGUGUGGGUUUCAACUGCAGCUCGAAAUGCUACAAUUUAUGAUAAGGUGUUCCGGUGCCUUCCCAAUGAUGAAGUACACAAUUUAAUUCAGCUGCGAGACUUUAUAUGCAAGCCAAUAUUAGCAAAAGAAGAUCGCAUCAGAGCUGAGGAGGAACUUAAAAAGAUCCGUGGGUUCUUGGUGCAAUUUCCCUUUUAUUUCUUGUCUGAAGAAAGCCUACUCCCUUCUGUUGGAACCAAAGAAGCCAUGGUACCUAUGGAGGUUUGGACUUAA
Orycteropus afer afer is the source of this 3228-nucleotide messenger RNA. RefSeq names its product phospholipase D1 (gene PLD1). Gene Ontology annotation, molecular function: D-type glycerophospholipase activity; phosphatidylinositol binding. Gene Ontology annotation, biological process: phosphatidic acid biosynthetic process; cell motility; regulation of microvillus assembly. Lineage: Eukaryota; Metazoa; Chordata; Mammalia; Tubulidentata; Orycteropodidae. The record is from RefSeq and is a predicted model, not a curated record. The transcript is spliced from 26 exons. The coding region runs from base 1 to 3228 and encodes 1075 amino acids.